CGUAUUUGUAUAUGUACUUAUUAUGGUAUUUGAAAAAUUGAAAAAUCAGGAUUUCAACGAUAUGAUUUUUUUGAAAAAGUUUCCUAUAUUCUCUCUACUUCUUGAUUCUUUUGUAGAGAGACCGCAGGAUUUAUACCCAACAAAAUAAAUGUAGUUACAUACAUUUACGACUAAGAAUAAUAAUUUUUCAGGCUAGUGCUGAAAUUAAAGUUGUUCAUUCGAAUAUUUUUUUAAUAAAACCAGAAAAAAGAGACAGCACAAUUUUAAUAAUUUCUCAUUAAUUUAUGUAGAUAAGUACCAAUAUUAUUUCGGACUAUACAACUACAUGGUGGAAAAUUCUGGCAGGUUUAGGAUUCGCUGCCUUAGUAUGUAUAAUUUACAUUGCUAUGAUGAGGUGGACGGCGGGUUUAAUGGUAUGGCUAUCUAUAAUUGGAGUACUUGCAUUUUUAGGAUUAUGUGUUUACAUAACAGUUGAUAAUUACUUGUACUACAGAAACAGUAGCGACUCCCCAUCGAACUUCCUUACGCAGUACAUUUCCACGAAAAACGUAUGGCUGGUCUUGGCUAUAGCCGCCUCUUUCGUAUUGGUUGUAAUUUUACUGAUUUUACUGGUUUUGCGAAGUCGCAUAUGUUUGGCCAUCGUUUUAGUAAAGGAAUCUAGCAAAGCAAUUAGUUCAGUGACGGCAUCUCUAUUCUUUCCCGUCUUUCCUUGGAUUAUUCAGAUUGUAGUGAUUAUUUAUGGUCUCGUUAUCGGAUUGUUCCUUUUAACACUAGGGGACCCUUAUUACCAAGUAAGAAAUAUGGAUCCAAAUUGUGCAUGUACUGGAAAUGGCGUAAAUUAUACUACCGGAUCUGAAUGUGUCCCAACAACAUUUGCUAGCAGUUGUAAUAGUACUGCUUGUUCUAGUGCAAGCUGCUAUUUCGUCAGAAUUGAUUCUCCAUCUUAUAUCAAUGCAUUCCAUGGUAAGUUUUCAUUUCCAAAUUUUUAACGUUGAUAC
Agrilus planipennis (emerald ash borer) is the source of this 998-nucleotide messenger RNA. Its product is annotated as CTL-like protein 2. The transcript is spliced from 4 exons. Gene Ontology annotation, cellular component: membrane. Gene Ontology annotation, molecular function: transmembrane transporter activity. The coding region runs from base 387 to 989 and encodes 200 amino acids. NCBI's taxonomy places the organism in Eukaryota, Metazoa, Arthropoda, Insecta, Coleoptera, Buprestidae. Gene Ontology annotation, biological process: transmembrane transport. The record is from RefSeq and is a predicted model, not a curated record.